AGAGUGUUGGAGCAGAACUACUGGACAAAAGCGAGCAUCACACCUUCAGGUGUCAUCGAGUUUGCAGUCGGAUUGGUAAAGUUUAACCUGAAGCCUCCUUGCCUGCACGGAAGCGGAAGGAUACGUGUUACUCACAAAGUAAAAGACAUGGGCUUCAACCUGCCUUUCCACCUUUCCUACAAGUUCCGCUUGCUGUUGCUUUUUACCUUGUGCCUGACGGUGGUUGGGUGGGCCACCAGUAACUACUUUGUGGGUGCUGUUCAAGAGAUUCCCAAAGCAAAGGACUUCGUGGUUGGUUCCAUUAAAGCCGUAGCUUUGGGGAAAGAGGAAACACUUGCCAAUGAAGCAUCCGGGAAAAAAGCACAGCUUGACAAUUGUCCUUUGGUGUCUCCAAACCUCAGGGGCCAGAGCAAGCUCAUUUUCAAACCAGACCUCUCACUGGAAGAAGUACAGGCAAAAAAUCCCAAGGUGUCCGGAGGCCGGUAUCACCCUGAGGAAUGUAAGGCUUUGCAGCGGGUUGCCAUCCUUAUCCCCCACCGGCACAGAGAGAAACACCUGAUGUACCUGCUAGAACAUCUGCACCCCUUCCUGCAGAGGCAGCAGCUGGAGUAUGGCAUCUAUGUCAUCCAUCAGGCUGGAGCUAAAAAGUUUAAUCGAGCGAAACUCUUGAAUGUGGGCUAUCUGGAAGCUCUCAAGGAAGAGAACUGGGACUGCUUCAUAUUCCACGAUGUGGACCUGGUGCCGGAGAAUGACUUCAACCUUUACACAUGUGAGGACCAGCCCAAGCACCUGGUGGUUGGCAGGAACAGCACUGGGUACAGGUUACGUUACAGUGGAUAUUUUGGGGGUGUUACUGCCCUAAGCAGAGAGCAGUUUUUCAAGGUGAAUGGAUUCUCUAACAACUACUGGGGAUGGGGAGGCGAAGACGAUGACCUCAGACUCAGGGUUGAGCUCCAUAGAAUGAAGAUCUCCCGCCCGAAGCCUGAAGUGGGUAAAUACACAAUGAUCUUCCACACUAGAGACAGAGGCAACGAGGUGAACAUGGACAGGAUGAAGCUCUUGCACCAGGUGUCACGGGUCUGGAAAACAGAUGGCUUGACGAGUUGUUCUUAUAAAUUAUUGUCUGUGGAACACAAUCCUUUAUAUAUCAACAUCACAGUGGAUUUCUGGGCUGGUGUGUGACCCUGAAUCUUUUGGCAUUUGAGAAACUGAUUGCAAUAAUUUUGGCCUAGAGACGCUCCCUAGUAGCACACAUUAAGGACUUGUUGCAGGUGAUUAUUGAGCUGAAUGUUUCCUUUUUGUAUUUUCUUAGCAGAGCUCCUGGUGAUAUGGAAUGUAAAACAUUGUAACAAGACAGGUUUCUUAGUUGCUUUGAUCAUUUAGGGUUAAAUAUUGUAAUAGAUACUUGAAGAACAGUAUAAAAAGACUUGGAGGAUAUCAUGAAGGCUACCUGAAAACUCUGGUUGAACAAAAUUUAUUUAAGUUUGAAGUGAUGCGUGAUGAGAUAAAAGAUCAUAGAAAAUGGGAUUGCUGAAUGUCUCAGAGAACUGGAACUGUUCUCAUCCAAGCAAGAAAGGUACGAAGAUGUGUUUCCGUUAUCAUUUAUCCUGCAUGGGAAUCUGUGAAGUGUUGGUCCUGGGUGAGAAGGCAGAGAAGGCCCUGGAAGACGCUGUGAAUUUAGGAAUGAAGAGGUGGAGGGGCCAGGAGUCAGAUGAACUGGCCUGUGUGCCCUGCUGGUCCUCAGGAGUGGAUGCCGCCUGCCCAGAGUCACCUUCCAGUAACGACCCAGCUGACAGCACAUUAGCUACUAGUUUUUAAAGCAUUUUGUACAAUGAUUUUAUACAUGGAGGAUACGAUGUAGCAGUUUACAGAUGACAUAAUAACUAAUAAUACAUCUAUAAAGUACCUCUGUAGUAAAAUAUGAAAAAGCUUCA
Chinchilla lanigera (long-tailed chinchilla) is the source of this 1934-nucleotide messenger RNA. RefSeq names its product UDP-Gal:betaGlcNAc beta 1,4- galactosyltransferase, polypeptide 4 (gene B4galt4). Lineage: Eukaryota; Metazoa; Chordata; Mammalia; Rodentia; Chinchillidae. The record is from RefSeq and is a predicted model, not a curated record. Gene Ontology annotation, molecular function: glycosyltransferase activity. Gene Ontology annotation, biological process: carbohydrate metabolic process.